AAAUAAUAAAUCUUUGCAAAAGUAUUAGAUAUAACAUGUCUGAAAUUACUUCGGAGUUUGAUGACUACAGGAUCACUCCAAGAGUCGAUUACAGGACUAUCUUGGAUGUCGAGGGACCUCUUGUCAUCCUUGACAAUGUCAAGUUCCCCAAGUACGCCGAAAUUGUCAACGUCCGUCUUGGAGAUGGAUCAAUUAGAAAGGGACAAGUCUUGGAAAUUAUGGGUAAAAGAGCAGUUGUCCAGAUUUUUGAGGGAACACAAGGAAUAGAUAACAUCAAUACUCACAUUGAAUUUACUGGUGACGUCUUAAAGAUGCCAAUCAGUAUUGAAAUGCUUGGUAGAUCAUUCAAUGGAUCAGGAGUUCCCAUUGAUAGUGGACCCCCUGUUUUGGCUGAGAAAUUCUUGGAUAUUAAUGGACAGCCCAUCAACCCAUUCCAGAGAGUAUACCCACAGGAAAUGAUUGAAACUGGUAUUUCUGCCAUUGAUGUGAUGAAUUCCAUCGCUAGAGGACAGAAGAUCCCUCUCUUCUCUGCUGCUGGUCUUCCUCAUAAUGAAAUUGGAGCACAGAUUUGUCGUCAAGCUUCUUUGGUUAACAAAGAAGGCAAAGAUGUACACGAUAAAUCAGAGGAAAACUUUUCUAUUGUAUUCGGUGCUAUGGGAGUCAACAUGGAGACUGCUAGAUACUUCAAGACUGACUUUGAGGUCUAUGGAUCAAUGGACCGUGUUGUCUUAUUCAUGAAUCUUGCCAAUGAUCCUACUAUUGAAAGAAUUAUUACCCCAAGACUUGCUCUCACAACAGCUGAAUACCUUGCUUAUGAGUGUGAUUUGCAUGUUUUGGUUAUUCUGACUGAUAUUUCUUCUUAUGCUGAUGCUUUGAGAGAAAUCUCUGCUGCUAGAGAAGAAGUGCCAGGAAGGAGAGGAUACCCAGGAUACAUGUACACGGAUCUCUCUACCAUCUAUGAGAGAGCAGGAAGAGUUGCAGGUAAAAGUGGAUCAAUCACCCAGCUUCCAAUUCUUACAAUGCCUAAUGAUGAUAUCACCCAUCCAAUCCCAGAUCUGACAGGAUAUAUUACAGAGGGUCAGAUCUUUAUUGACAGAAACUUGCACAACAAGAAUAUUUAUCCUCCAAUCAACGUAUUGCCUUCCUUAUCAAGAUUAAUGAAGUCUGCUAUCGGAGAAGAAUUCACCAGAGAGGAUCAUCCAGAAGUAUCAAAUCAGCUAUAUGCCUUCUAUGCUAUGGGAAAGGAUACUCAAGCAAUGAAAGCCGUUGUUGGAGAAGAGGCCCUUUCAGACGAUGAUAAGCUCUAUUUAGAAUUCCUGGACAAAUUCGAAGGAGAGUUCUUGACUCAGGACCCUCUCGAGAAGAGAAAUAUUUUCAAAUCUCUCGACAAAGCUUGGGACUUGCUUAGAAUCUUCCCUGAGAAACUUCUUAAGAAAAUCAGUCAAGAGAAUCUGAAGAAAUAUUACGAAAGAGGUGAGCAGAUGCUUCGUAAGAACCUUGAGGGUAAUAAGAGACAUAUUGUAGAGGAAGAGAAGAAAGAGUAAUUUCGAAUAAUAACUAUUGACUGCAUUUGUUCAAC
Moneuplotes crassus is the source of this 1579-nucleotide messenger RNA. The record is from the annotation of a GenBank genome assembly. NCBI's taxonomy places the organism in Eukaryota, Ciliophora, Spirotrichea, Euplotida, Euplotidae.